Molecule: messenger RNA, 1322 nt
Organism: Phytophthora nicotianae INRA-310
Lineage: Eukaryota; Oomycota; Peronosporomycetes; Peronosporales; Peronosporaceae
Exons: 2
Coding region: 61-720 (219 amino acids)
Biological process (GO): protein targeting to membrane; peptidyl-L-cysteine S-palmitoylation
Cellular component (GO): endoplasmic reticulum; Golgi apparatus
Molecular function (GO): protein-cysteine S-palmitoyltransferase activity
Source: RefSeq, a predicted model, not a curated record
CGACAGAAUCAGUGAUUCACUGAUUCUGGCACUCGCCAUAUUGACACGCCAAGCGCCACAAUGGGGAAGAAGGCCAAGCGCACGGCGUCUACGCCCGUGACCCCCACGCCGCUCCAACCGCCGCUCAAGCCGCUGCGCAUCGCAUCGCCCUCUGUAGCCCUCGACAAACACUCCUGCAACGCUGAGUGCAGCUACGAGUACGACAACCUGCUGGCGCGUAGUCGUCCAGGCGUACGGCCGUUUCCACCUGUCCACGACCUGGAGAGAGGCAACGACGGGAAUGAUGGUCAAUGGCAGGUGCUGCACGCAUUGGACGGCGUGUUGUGCUUGGCCACACACCACGUCCUCGAGCUCGUCCAACUUAAGCGCGUAAACUUCGGCUUCCGAUGGCGCGAUACGAACGUGGAGAGAGACGCAGACGUCCCGCCGCCGAGCUGCAUGAUGGGGCCGCAUUGGCACUUGAUGCUGACGACAUGGUCGGUAUUUUGCUUCCUGUCCUCCAUAGUGAACGUAUUGACGUUUGAGAAGGCGGGAAUAGUGGAAUUAGGAGCUGGAGUGAUCCUGUCGGGCUUAUGUUUGACAUGUUAUGCGCUGGUGGGGUGCUCUGAUCCUGGUAUUGUCAGAAGAAUUGAGAUGCCGCCAGACGACACGUACACGUACUGUGACCAUUGUGACUCCUACCGGCCGGAAGGGUACGCUGUUGCAUUUGUGCGGUCAUGAGAGAGCUGAUCUCAUUUGAGUUUUGUUUUUAGAGCACUGCAUUGCAUGGACUGUCGGGUGUGUAUUGAGGAGUAUGAUCAUCAUUGUCCGUGGACGGGCAAGUGUGUGGGCAAGGGCAACAUUCGCUAUUUCUACUGGUGGCUGCUGUUCCUGGUGCUGGCGUUUGUCUACGAGGUGAUCGAGUUCACCACUUAUUUGCUGCCCCCGGAGGGUCAAGACCUGUUGGACUCGUCGGACGACUCGCUGGAGAUCGUCUUCCCUGCCAUCACCCCACAUUUGUGACGAGGAUUCAUCGUGCAUGGAGGCAGCCGCGCUGCAGGCUAAAGUGGUGGCGCCGGUGGACAAACUCCAAGCCACCGAGAUCAGUCCUUCUCGUCGAUGCCGAGUCGACAGGAUUUGCAUGCAAAUGCAUGGACCACCAGAAUCAGGCAUGGACAGGCCGGACAGUAUACCGGUAUUUCCCGAAAUUUGGCGUUCCUCCAACAAUAUUUUAGCUGAAGCAUAGCUUGCUGUCUGGGCGUUAUAAUGUGUCCAUCAUUCUUUGAUGAGUCCCGAAUUGUAAGUUGUAAUGAACCAUAUUUACGUUUAUUUUUUAUUGACGA